Molecule: messenger RNA, 1072 nt
Organism: Musa acuminata AAA Group (dessert banana)
Lineage: Eukaryota; Viridiplantae; Streptophyta; Magnoliopsida; Zingiberales; Musaceae
Product: BAG family molecular chaperone regulator 4-like
Exons: 4
Coding region: 34-843 (269 amino acids)
Biological process (GO): protein stabilization
Cellular component (GO): cytoplasm
Molecular function (GO): adenyl-nucleotide exchange factor activity; protein-folding chaperone binding
Source: RefSeq, a predicted model, not a curated record
UCCAUUGAUUCCGUACUAACCAAGAACAAACAUAUGAAAUCUUUGAAGGCUGUCCCCUCUUCCUCCGCUGUGCACUUCGAAGCUGUCACAAGCUGUGGCACUCGCUCGACCAACACCCUGUGCCUUCCCUUCCUGCUCGCUUCGUCUCUGUUCGAUAGAAGGAUGAGGAAAUCGAGAUCAAACGGCAUGGUGGGUGGGAGGGAGAGCCAGAGCUGCCGGAUGACAGAGUGGGAGCUCCGCCCCGGAGGGAUGGUCGUACAGAAGCGGAGCAACGUGGCUGGCAUGCCGACCGAGCCCCUCAUCAAGAUCAAGGUCUCCCAUGGCUCCUACCAGCAUCAGCUCUCCGUCCCUGCCCACUCCACCUUCGGGGAAUUGAAAAGGGUUCUGGCACAAGACACCGGUCUGCAGCCUGGAGAGCGGAGGCUGUUGUUCAGGGGAAAGGAAAAGGACGACGGUGAGCGCCUGCACAUGGCUGGGAUCGUGGAAAUGUCCAAGCUGGUCCUGUUGGAGGACCCGGCAAGCAAGGAGAGGAAGCUCGAGCGUAUGAAUCGGCAUCAGGCGUCUGAGACGAUCGCGGCUAUCGGAGCUGCGGUGGACAAGCUCGCUGCAAAGGUAUCGAGUUCGGAGACUUGCGUGCACGCAAGCAUGAAGGCUGCGGACGAAGAGUUGGCGGAUUUGACUGAGCUGCUUAUGGUGCAACUGCUGAAAUCAGACAGCGUCGAGGCAGAGGGGGAAGCGAGAACGCGGAGGAGAUUCGAGGAUAACUUGUCGCUCGCUAGAAUGUUUAAAUUUAGCUACGAUAGUGGAAAGCUAGAAGACUUUAGGCAAACCUUUAGUGGAUGAUAUGUUUUUGUUGUAUAAGUACACUUGGUGUCUAAUGGAAUGUUGAUGGUAAAUCUGAACUUAUGAGUUUGUAAAAGUUUAAUAGACCUCUCAUGUUAGGAUUUUGGAGUGUUAAGUUAAUUUGUGUAUUGAUAUGAACAUGUGGUAAAUAUUGAUUUUGUGAUUUUGUAGAAUCCCACACUUGUGGAUUUAUGAUGUGGUUAUUGUCUUGGUGAGUUGGUUUUAGAUC